CUUCAACCACAACAACGAAUGCCCCUUCAACCACAACUAGCGCCCCCUCCACCAUAACAACAAGCGCUCCCUCUUCCACAACGACCAGUGCCCCUUCAACCAUGACCAGCGUCCCCUCCACUACGACGAUCAGCGCGCCCUCCACUACGACAACCAUUGCACCUUUAACCAUAGCCCCUUUUUCCUUGACCACAGGAACCAGUGCUCCCUCCACUACAACAGCCAGCAUAGCAUCCACUUCAACAACCAUCGCCCCUUCAACCACAACCCCUGUUUCCUCGACCACAAAAACAAGUACUCCCUCCACCACCACAACCAUCUCCCCUUCAACCACAACAAAAAAUGCCCCUUCAACCUCAACAACUAGCUCAGCCUCCAGUACGACGACCAGCAUAGCUUCCACCACCACAACCAUCCCUUCAACCACAACAAUUAGCUCACCCUCCACUACGACGACCAUCGCCCCUUCAACCACAACCAGCGCCCCUUCAACCAUAACCAGCGCCCCCUCCACCACAACUAGCGCACCCUCCACUACGACAGCCAGCAUAGCAUCCACUUCAACAACCAUCGCCCCUUCAACCACAACCCGUUUCCUCGACCACAAAAACAAGUACUCCCACCACCACCACAACCAUCUCCCCUUCAACCUCAACAACUAGCUCACCCUCCAGUACGACGAC
Messenger RNA from Dicentrarchus labrax (European seabass), 683 nucleotides. RefSeq lists its product as uncharacterized. NCBI's taxonomy places the organism in Eukaryota, Metazoa, Chordata, Actinopteri, Moronidae. The transcript has a single exon. The record is from RefSeq and is a predicted model, not a curated record. Bases 102 to 662 code for a protein of 186 amino acids.